GGCACGGCACCGCACAUCACGUCGCGAAGAUAGCGGUCGGAUUGAAUGAGUUUAUAGCGCCUCGUGUAAUCGCUGGGUUUUGUGAGCAGUUACUGUGCGCCGUCGCAGGAAGCGGUAGCAAUGGCAACCAAGCUGGGGAGAAUUGCUAGGUUUCAGGUUCAGAAGUUGAAUGGGGAUCCUGCGGUCAGAUACUUUAGUUCACCUGCACCAACAACAAAGUUAUUUAUUGAUGGAAAGUUUGUUGAGUCUAAAACAAAAGACUGGAUAGACUUGUACAAUCCAGCAACAAAUGAGGUGGUUACUAGAGUCCCAAAGUCAACACAGGAUGAAAUGGAGGCAGCUGUGGCCUCAGCAAAAGAGGCUUUCAAAUCUUGGUCCAAUACCUCGAUACUGACUCGUCAGCAAAUAAUGUUCAAAUAUCAAGACAUAAUUCGCAAAAAUAUGGGUGAGUUGGCAAAAAACAUUACCACAGAGCAAGGAAAAACUCUUGUUGAUGCAGAAGGUGAUGUUCUACGUGGCUUGCAGGUGGUGGAACAUUGCUGCAGUGUGACCUCUUUGGCACUGGGAGAAACGCUACCCAAUAUUGCGAAGAAUAUGGACACACAUUCGUACCGCUUGCCACUUGGUGUAACUGCUGGAAUCACACCUUUCAACUUUCCUGCUAUGAUCCCAUUAUGGAUGUUCCCUGUUGCUACAGUUCUGGGAAAUACAUCAGUGAUAAAGCCUUCAGAGCGUGAUCCUGGUGCUUGUAUGAUGUUGAUGGAGAUGCUAAAUGAAGCUGGUUGUCCUCCAGGUGUAGUCAAUGUGAUACAUGGUGCACAUGAAUCAGUUAACUUUAUUUGUGACCAUCCGGAUAUUAAAGCCAUUUCCUUUGUUGGAUCUGAUCAAGCUGGCAAGUACAUUUAUGAACGAGGUUCACGAAAUGGUAAACGUGUACAGUGCAACAUGGGAGCAAAGAAUCAUGGUGUCAUUAUGCCGGAUGCGGACAAGGAACGUACACUAAAUCAGCUUGUGGGGGCAGCAUUUGGUGCAGCAGGACAGCGUUGCAUGGCCCUUAGCACAGCUGUUUUCGUGGGUGAAGCAAAUGACUGGCUACCUGACUUGGUGGACCGAGCAAAGAAAUUAAAAGUCAAUGCAGGUCAUGUUCCUGGCACAGAUUUAGGCCCAGUCAUCUCCCCACAGUCCAAAAAAAGAAUUUGUGAUCUUGUUCAGUCUGGUGUUGAUGAUGGAGCACAGUUGCUGCUAGAUGGCAGAGAUAUUGUGGUUCCUGGUUUUGAGAAAGGGAAUUUCGUUGGCCCCACAAUUUUAAGUGGUGUUAAGCCCAGUAUGAAAUGUUACAAGGAGGAAAUAUUUGGUCCAGUUCUUAUAAUUUUGUCUGUUGACACUCUGGAUGAAGCAGUGCAGCUGAUCAACAGAAAUCCGUAUGGUAAUGGAACAGCAAUCUUCACCACUAAUGGAGCAACUGCUAGAAAAUUCACCAAUGAAAUCGAUGUUGGGCAGGUUGGUGUCAAUGUACCAAUACCUGUCCCACUGCCAAUGUUCUCCUUCACUGGUACGAGAGGAUCAUUUCUUGGAGAUGCACACUUCUAUGGUAAACAGGGUGUCAACUUCUACACACAAGUGAAGACUGUUACCCAGAUGUGGCAUCAGAGUGAUGUCACACACAGCAAGCCUUCUGUUGCAUUCCCAGUCAUGCGAUAGAAAGUAUUUCUACUUGAAAUAAUUUUCAGCUUCAGUGAAUCUAGAACUGUUAAUUUAGAAGCUGAAUUCUCAUUGUUGUUUCACGCUACUAGAAAGGUUUUACCUAAGCAUUCAAAAGUUCAAGAUAUAUUUAAGUUUUGCACAGAAUAUUUGUGACAAAGAUUUCAUUCCACAGAAUAUUUCUUACCUAAAUUGAUGUACAAAUCAAUAGCUGUAAAGUGAAUGUUCGAUUAUUUAUCUUAGACUGAAUAUUGUCCCGGUGCUUUUAAGCGCUUAAUUUGUAUUGAUAAGUCUCACAGAAGUUUCUCUUCACAAGUUAAAACUUCUGUGAGUGUAUGAAACUACUUAGGCUAUUCAUAUAGUCCUUAUUUCUAGUUGUAUAUGACAAAUUCAUCUCAAAAUAGUGGCAUUACCUCAAGUACAUGGAUUUUAACUGUAAUAUGGUCUUACAUGCCAUGAACAUUCAGAGGCACAUGUUACUUCAAAAGUAAAUAGUCUUCCACAUGCGAACUUAAGACUGAAGAACCAGUCUUCCAUUGUAAAUAUGUUAAAGAAAGAAUUAUUUUUAAAGUAAUUUACAGAAAUGACUAAUUUGCUAUUGCCGCAAGAAAACAGUAAACAUUAUUUUUAAGAUGUUUCUGCCCAUUGAAUGAAGUAAGAUGAAAUGGUUUUAGAUAAUGUUCCCAAAUGUAUUACAUAAUUCUUACAGAAAGUGCUUUCAGUGCUCGUCAUUUAGUCUACAUUUUCCACAGAACAUGUAAUUUUUGGUACAUCAUAUUUACAUAUUUAGUAUGACACUGUAAUUAUAUUCUUGUAUCCAGACAAACCAUGUAAGAAUUUUGAGUGUGUGACAAUUAUUUGUAAAAAUAUAUUUUUGUAGAAAAUGCAAACUCCUCAUAAGAAGUAUGAACAUGUGAUUGAAUAAUUUGUCCAGACUUUACCUCAAACAUUCAUGAAAAUGUUUAAAAGUGAUCUUACAUGGCAUAAGUGUAUCUUCAGACUCACUUAGGGUACUUCUCUUCUUAUACUUGUAUAGAUUUGAAUACUUACAGG
This is a messenger RNA of Schistocerca americana (American grasshopper), 2754 nucleotides long. Its product is annotated as probable methylmalonate-semialdehyde dehydrogenase [acylating], mitochondrial. Gene Ontology annotation, molecular function: malonate-semialdehyde dehydrogenase (acetylating, [NAD(P)+]) activity; methylmalonate-semialdehyde dehydrogenase (acylating, NAD+) activity. The record is from RefSeq and is a predicted model, not a curated record. NCBI's taxonomy places the organism in Eukaryota, Metazoa, Arthropoda, Insecta, Orthoptera, Acrididae. Gene Ontology annotation, biological process: thymine catabolic process; L-valine catabolic process. The transcript has 10 exons. The coding region runs from base 121 to 1701 and encodes 526 amino acids. Gene Ontology annotation, cellular component: mitochondrion.